UUGCUGGGGGCCGCCAUGCUUGCGGCGGGCGCGCGCGCGCGGCGAGCGGGCGGAUGUUGACGCCGUGAGGGAGCGAUGGCGGCGGCGGCAACGGCGGUGGGGCCCGGGCCCGGCGAGCGGCAGCGGCGGGUGCAGGCGUUGAGCGCGGCGCUGCGCUGCCGCCUCGGGCCCUACGAGCCGCUGCUGGGCGCCGUGCAGGCCGCGCUGGUGUGGGAGCGGCCGGGCCGCAGCGCGCUGUGCUGGGCGGCGGUGCACGGCCUGUUCUGGUUCUUUGCUUUGACUUCCCUUCGUUUGCUGUUCCUGAUUGCUGUAACCCUCAUAGUGGUAGUGUGUGUAGACCAGUGGAAACACAAAAUCUGGCCAGAAAUUGGUGUGGCAAGACCUGAUGAAUUAGACAAUGAGAGCUGGGGAUACGUCCACCCUCGGCUGCUGGGGCUGCCAGAGCUCUGUCAUCAUUUGGCUGAAGGAUGGGUGACUGGGACCAACUUCUUGAAUAAUCUCUUCGUUUUCAAGAGGCAAAGUCCUGGCAAGUUUUGCCUUUUAGUGUGUGGAGUGUUCACUUUCCUGGCUGUCCUGGGCCGGUACAUCCCUGGGCUCUUGCUCUCAUACCUGCUGUUGCUGCUGGUGCUGCUGUGGCCCCUGGCCGUGUACCACAGGCUGGGGCAGAGGCUGUACCUCAGGCUGGAGCCCGUGCUGCGGCGCCUGGACUUCAGCGUGCGCGGAUACGUGACAGCGAGGCAGCGCCAGCGGCAGCUGCAUGGCCGGGCCCUGGGUGAGGAAGCCACAGAUGAUGGGAGUGACAGUGAAGAGGAGCUGGCUGCAUUCUGCCCCAAGCUGGAUGACUCUGUGGUGGCCAAGGAACUGACCAUCUCCGACUCUGAGCAUUCAGAUGCUGAGGUUUCCUAUACUGAAAAUGGGAUGUUUAACCUUUCCAGGGGCCAGACACCCCUGACAGAGGGAUCAGAAGACCUGGAUGGUCACAGUGACCCAGAAGAAUCUUUUGCCAGGGAUCUGCCUGACUUCCCUUCCAUAAACCCAGAAGCAACGGGCAUAGAUGAUGAGGAUGACACCAGCAUUGGGAUCCCUAGCCUGGCAUACCGCCCACAGGGGACAGAGGAUCUGCAGCUCCCGUACGAGCAGGAGGAGUUUGGCACGCUGCCAUCGGUGCAGAACCUCACCAACAACAUCGCUGGCUUUGUCACCAGGGGCAUGAUCCAGCUGGCUCUGUCAGGAGGCUCUCAGGCAGGCCCCUCACGCAGCACCAAUCCCCAGAGAGGGGCAAAGACUCACCUCAGAGCAGCCAGUUUGGACUUGGACACUGAUGCUGAAGGGGAUGACUUUGAACUGCUGGAUCAGUCCGAGCUGAACCAGCUGGAUCCCACUGGCUCCCGGGGCCAGUAAACCAUCCUGGCACUUCCCUCUGGUUUUCUACUGCGCAUCAUGGAGUGAAUCCUGGAAGGAAAAGCUUUGCACAGUUCUCUCAAUCGUCUCCUGGGGGUCUGGGUGAUGUGACAGCCACUCCUGGCUGGGUGCACCACUGUCACCUGUGACUCCAUAGCCUCGCUUGGAUGUUAAAAUAAAGGACACUUGCAAUCUGUA
Molecule: messenger RNA, 1599 nt
Organism: Zonotrichia leucophrys gambelii
Lineage: Eukaryota; Metazoa; Chordata; Aves; Passeriformes; Passerellidae
Gene: RETREG3
Product: reticulophagy regulator family member 3
Exons: 9
Coding region: 76-1401 (441 amino acids)
Biological process (GO): reticulophagy
Source: RefSeq, a predicted model, not a curated record